AUGGCCUCCACCCAAGCUCCAGACAGCUCCCAGCCAGUGCCAGAGGAUGGCACAGGUGUGAUACAGUUGGAUCCUUGGCUGGAACCUUUCCGGGAGGCUCUGCAACGCCGAUUCGGAUUUGUUAAACAAUGGGUGAAGACUAUCAACGACACCGAAGGGGGACUGGAGAAAUUCAGCAGGGGCUACGAGAACUUCGGCCUCAACGUCCACCCGAAUGGUGACAUUACCUACCGAGAAUGGGCCCCCAGUGCUAUUGAGGCGCAGCUGGUUGGCGAAUUUAACAACUGGGACGUGAGUGCCCACCCAAUGACCAAGAGUCCCUUCGGUGUCUGGGAGGUUACUGUAUCGGCAAAGGAUGGAGUUCCGGCCAUUCCUCACGGCAGCCUAAUCAAGAUCACAAUGGUUACGCCCGCUGGAGAGCGAAUCUAUCGAAUCCCAGCAUGGAUCAAGCGCGUGGUGCAAGAUCUCAGCAUUUCUCCUGUGUAUGAUGCGGUUUUCUGGAAUCCACCUGAAUCAGAGCAAUAUCAAUUCAAGCAUGCGCGUCCCAAAAGACCUGAGAGUCUCCGUAUCUACGAGGCCCAUGUGGGAAUCUCCUCGCCAGAAACCAAGGUGGCGACGUACAAGGAGUUUACGGCCAACAUGCUGCCUCGCAUCCAGUAUCUGGGCUACAAUGCGAUCCAGCUCAUGGCCAUUAUGGAGCACGCCUACUACGCCAGCUUCGGGUAUCAAGUGAACAAUUUCUUCGCCGCAAGCAGUCGCUACGGCUCGCCUGAAGACCUGAAGGAGCUCGUUGACAAGGCGCAUAGCUUGGGACUGGUGGUGCUGCUUGACGUAGUGCACAGUCACGCGUCGAAGAACGUCCUCGAUGGGCUGAAUCACUUUGACGGGACCGACCAUCAAUACUUCCACGGCGGUGGGAAGGGUCAGCAUGAGCUCUGGGACAGUCGACUGUUCAACUAUGGCAGUCACGAGGUUCUGCGAUUCCUUCUAAGUAACCUGCGGUUCUGGAUGGAUGAAUACAGAUUCGACGGUUUCCGCUUCGACGGCGUCACUAGUAUGCUCUAUACUCAUCAUGGAAUUGGAACUGGAUUCUCUGGCGGCUACCACGAAUACUUUGGGCCAUCAGUGGAUGACGAGGGCGUCAUGUAUCUGACGCUUGCCAACGAGAUGCUCCACCAGCUCUACCCCGAUGUCAUCACCGUCGCAGAAGACGUCUCGGGAAUGCCAGCGCUCUGUCUACCACACGCUCUUGGAGGUGUUGGCUUCGACUACCGUCUAGGCAUGGCCAUCCCAGACAUGUACAUCAAACUCCUGAAAGAGAAAUCCGACGACGAAUGGGACAUUGGAAAUCUCUCAUUCACCUUAACCAACAGACGACACGGCGAGAAAACCAUCGCCUACGCCGAAAGUCACGACCAAGCCCUCGUCGGCGACAAAACCCUCAUGAUGUGGCUCUGCGACAAGGAAAUGUACACGCACAUGUCCGUCCUCACCGACUUCACCCCCAUCAUCGAGCGCGGCAUGGCCCUGCACAAGAUGAUCCGGCUGGUCACGCACGCCCUCGGCGGCGAGGGCUAUCUGAACUUCGAGGGCAACGAGUUCGGCCACCCAGAAUGGCUCGACUUCCCGCGUGUCGGCAACAACAACUCCUUCUGGUACGCGCGUCGCCAGCUCAACCUGACCGAGGACCCUCUGCUUCGAUACAAGUUCCUCAACGAGUUCGACCGCUCCAUGCAGCUCACCGAGGCCAAGUACGGCUGGCUCCGCGCCCCGCAGGCAUACAUCAGUCUGAAGCACGAGGUCGACAAGGUGCUGGUCUUCGAGCGUGCCGGACUUCUCUGGAUCUUCAACUUCCAUCCCUCGCAGAGCUUCACGGACUACAGGGUCGGUGUCGACAAGGCGGGCACGUACCGGAUUGUAUUGGAUACUGACGACAAGGCGUUCGGCGGGUUCGGACGGAACUUGAAGGAGACGCGCUUCUUCACGACGGACUUUGGUUGGAACGGUCGGAGUAAUUAUUUGCAGGUUUAUAUCCCGACGAGAUCGGCUUUGGUCCUCGCCCUCGAAGAGACCCUCUAG
This is a messenger RNA of Aspergillus melleus, 2079 nucleotides long. It is a transcript of the gene GLC3, whose product is annotated as 1,4-alpha-glucan branching enzyme GLC3. Lineage: Eukaryota; Fungi; Ascomycota; Eurotiomycetes; Eurotiales; Aspergillaceae. Gene Ontology annotation, cellular component: cytoplasm. The transcript has 8 exons. Gene Ontology annotation, biological process: glycogen biosynthetic process. Bases 1 to 2079 code for a protein of 692 amino acids. The record is from RefSeq and is a predicted model, not a curated record. Gene Ontology annotation, molecular function: 1,4-alpha-glucan branching enzyme activity; cation binding; hydrolase activity, hydrolyzing O-glycosyl compounds.